CUUUCCAUCUACUUUCCUCUCUAACAAUAAUCAGUCUUCCUCAACUCCUGUGCAGAGUGUUUCUACUCCCUCAGUCCUGGCCUCAGCCUCUGCUUCAUUGCCUUCAGUAAGCAAUUCAAUAGUUACUUCAGGCAUCAGUGAACUGAAGUCAUCAAGUGGCAACAGGAAAGCUAGAGUUCUCUAUGAUUACGAUGCUGCAAACAGCAGUGAAUUAUCACUACUUGCAGAUGAGGUGAUAACAGUGUACAGUAUCCCUGGCAUGGAUUCAGACUGGCUGAUGGGUGAAAGGGGAAAUCAGAAAGGCAAAGUGCCUAUUACUUAUUUAGAACUGCUAAACUAGAUGGGUGGCCUGAAUAAAGACUGUCAAUUAUGGUGACACCAUAUUUAUAUACAAUUAAUGUUAUGUAAGCAGGUUUAAAUGUCUUCCAUGUUACUGUCUUGAGGGACAAAUACCAGCCAUUACAAACUGGCUUUUCUGCCAGCAUGGCUGCAUGGUAAAUACUCUAUUCAAACUUAAUGUGUUUAAAGCUUUUACUUCAUGUGCCAAGAACAUGUUUCCUACAGAUUUGUUUCUACUGAAGUUUUCACUAAUACAAGCUUCUACUUUUGAGUAAUCUAGAUUGAAAGCAGGAGGUACUGUUUUCUACUGAAAUUUUUCAUUAAUGGCAAGCUUUUCUUCACAUAAAAUAAACUUAUUGUGAACUGA
Pelecanus crispus (Dalmatian pelican) is the source of this 706-nucleotide messenger RNA. The record is from RefSeq and is a predicted model, not a curated record. Lineage: Eukaryota; Metazoa; Chordata; Aves; Pelecaniformes; Pelecanidae.